UGUGUAUGUGGCAUCACUGCAUUUGAGUGUUCUGCUGCUUUUGUUGAACUAAUUAGUGGUGAUUCAAACAAUGGAGCAGCAUGUAGAGCUAGCAUGUGAAGCUGCUAGCUUAGCGGCCGGCACCUGUGCUAAAAUUUUGAAUGGAGAAAAGUUUUUCAAAAUUAAAAAAACUGACGGCAAAAAUGCCGAGGCGGAAUGCCUCAAGUGCGGGAAGAUGGUGAAAGGAACCAUGAAACAGUCAACAAAUUAUUUGUUGCACUUAAAGUCUUUUCGCUCCGCUAACCGGUCGGGUAAGAAGCCGACGAGUGCUGGCACACCGGGAGAUGGUCGAGCUGGUGCUGCUCGUGGCUCCAAAUCGGCCAAAGGGCGCCGUUCCACCCGAGGCCCUAUGAUGCUUCCCAGUAUUGACACGCCGAGGAAAGUUCGAGCUGAAGGCACACCGGCGAAUGAGCAGGCCACACCUGUUCGUGCGAAAAAUCCAACAGGGCAACAUUGUUCGGCGAGCUUGGGCACACCGGCCGGAGAGUGGGAAGCUGUCCGUGCGAAAGAUGCGGUACGAUAUCUUCGAUCCAGCAAGAAGACUACGAGCGCCGAAUCACCGGCUGGUGAGCGAGCCGGAUCUGCUCGUGCGAAAGAUCCGACGGGGCAUCUACGUUCAGCGAGCGCAGGCACAUCGGCGAGAGAGCGGGCUGGAGCUGCUCGUGCGAAAGAUGCGGCACGAUAUCCUCGAUCCAGCAAGAAGGCGACGAAUGCAGAAUCACUGGCUGGUAAACGGACCGAUGCUGCUCAUGUGAAAGAUCCGACGGGGCACCUACGUUCAGCGAGCGCAGGUACAUCGGCGAGAGAGCGGACCGCAGCCGCUCGCGCGGAAGGUCUAACAGAGAAUCUUCAAUCCGGCAAGAAAGGGACGAAUGUUGGCACACCAGCUGAUAAGCAGGUCGAAGCCGCUCGCGUGGAAGAUCCGGCAGUGUAUCUGGAAUCGGCGAGCGCUGGCACACCGGCGAGAGAGCGAGCCGGAGCUGUGCGUACGGAAGAUCCAGCAGAGAAUCAUUCAUCCGGCAAGAAGGCGACGAGGGUUGGCACACCAGCUGAUGAGCAGGUCGAAGCCGCUCGCGCGAAAGAUCCACCAAUGCUUCUGCAAUUGGCGAGCGCUGACACACUGGCGAGAGAGCGGGCCGGAUCUGUGCGCGCGGAAGAUCCAGCAGAGAAUCUUUCAUUUGAUGAGCAGACCGAAGCCGCUCGCGCGGAAGAUUCGGCAGUGCUGCGAUCGGCGAGCGCUGGCACACCGGCGGAUGGGCGAGCCGGAGCCGCUUGUGGCUUUGAAUCGGCCAGAGAGUGCCGUGUCGCCGGGAGAUCUACGGUGGUGGACCCAUUCAACUUGCCAAGAACGGAUGUCAAAUGGGAGCUGUUCACUUCCGUACCAUCCGAUGAUUUACAAACAGCAGUGCAGGAUUGCGAAUACGGGUUCCGUUUCAAAGUCGAAAACAGGGUCUCCAAAGGAAGAGUACAAUAUUACUACUGUCGUCGGAUUAAAGUGAAGGCCUCCCAGCAGUGCGGGCGAAGAAUGAUGGUGUUUAUCCCGAAUGGUUCAGAAAGAAACUGUAGCAUCAACCUAAAAGGCGCCCACACUUGCGAUACCGCAAAGAGCGAAGACUUGGCCAAGACAGUUCUGACCAAAGAAAACUACGCUGAAAUGGACCGCAUGCUGCGCAGCGGAAUUCCGUUAAAAGACAUCAAAAAGCACAUCAGGGCUUCGAAUCCGCAGGUCUCCAAGAACCGUGUGAACUACGCGAUAAUGCAAGCAUCACAAGCAAUGUACGGAUGUGGAGAGCUCUCCUUGGGUGAUCUAGCAGCCUGGGCCAAGCUCAAUUCAUCCACACCAAACAACCACGAAACGGGUUUCAUUAUUGGUUCCGAUAUCGAUGGUGGAACCGGUUGCUUCCGACUGGUGUAUUCCAGCAAAAAACUGCUGUCGCACUUCAGAACACUCGACAUACUGUCUGCUGAUUGUACAUUUAAGACUACCCUCCAGGGGUACCCACUAAUGGUUGUGUGCUUAGUGGACAAAAUGCGCCACGCGCACCCGGUGGCAUUUGCAACGAUCACCAAACAGGAAGAAGCCGACUACCACUUCGUUUUUGCUACCCUGCAGGAUCAAUGCACCCGUCUCGGUAUUCCCUGUUUGGUUCGGGCUUUUAUUAGCGAUGGAGAAAUCGCACUGAAAAAGGCCGCGAGAUCAGUCUUCGGUGAACAUCUGCUGUUGAUCAACUGCUACUUCCACGUAGUACAGAAUGUGAAGAAACAUCUAUCGAAAACGAAAGAGAGCUCCGAGCAUAAGGAUCAGGUCCUUAAGGACGUAAGCCGAAUUCAGUUGGCUCCAACGCAGAUACAUUUUGAACAGGCGUGUGAGUUGUUUCUCAUAAAAUACGAUGCUUUGCCCGGUUUCGCCCAUUUUUUUCAGAAAUAUGUCUAUAAGGAGUACUUCAAGAAUUGGUACGAGGGUGCUCUUCCGGGCUACCCGAGCACCAACAACUCUUUGGAAGCCCUGAACAGGGCGAUCAAAGAGCAUCACCUAGACCGUACCAGGGAACCGCUCGGCACUUUCAAAGCAAGAAUCAUGAGCGUGGUAGAAUACUAUGGCAAGGACGAACGUGUCAUUUGCGAAGAACGAACGUACUCGGUAGAGGACGAGCGAAUGGCAUACGAUUUCAUCCGCACGGGCAAGCGCACAAGAACUGUACACGAUUGGUCAGACCGUGUGAAACACUUGUAUUUCCCAACGGGGAACAAUGCGGAAGUAACCGGUCGAGAAAUUGAGGCUUUUAACAACUCGGACCGUCGCAGCCUGGAUCAUUACCUGACUGACAUGGAGGCAACUCAUCGCGUUACCAUGACGGAUACCCUAUGGUUCAACUGGAAUUGCACAUGCCGCUGGUUUUUCAAGCACAACAGUUGCUAUCAUGUCCUAGUUGCAGCUGUCACAAGCGGAGCAUAUCAACUGCGCCCGGAGGCUAACACGUUGCCAUUGGUCAAGAAGCGCCCCCCUGGAAGGCCGAAAAAAUGAGCAAGGCUCUUGUUAUUGAUUAAUCAUAUAUUUCUUUCGUUUUCUAUAACUUUUGUAGAGCGUAAAGUUUUACAGUAAUGACUAAGUUGUUUUUUUUGUAUUUUAAUACAAAAUCUGUUAUCAAAA
Messenger RNA from Aedes aegypti (yellow fever mosquito), 3190 nucleotides. RefSeq lists its product as uncharacterized. The transcript has 5 exons. The record is from RefSeq and is a predicted model, not a curated record. NCBI's taxonomy places the organism in Eukaryota, Metazoa, Arthropoda, Insecta, Diptera, Culicidae. Gene Ontology annotation, molecular function: zinc ion binding. Bases 71 to 3064 code for a protein of 997 amino acids.